Molecule: messenger RNA, 3512 nt
Organism: Sceloporus undulatus (fence lizard)
Lineage: Eukaryota; Metazoa; Chordata; Lepidosauria; Squamata; Phrynosomatidae
Gene: CEP120
Product: centrosomal protein 120
Exons: 20
Coding region: 168-3110 (980 amino acids)
Biological process (GO): positive regulation of centriole elongation; centrosome cycle; interkinetic nuclear migration
Cellular component (GO): centrosome; centriole
Source: RefSeq, a predicted model, not a curated record
GGUCUCUAUGCUCCGUGUAGUUCUAAGGCUAAGCCCUCGGAACGCGGCUCGGUUGCUUAGCGGCGGCGGCAGCGGCAGAGGCGCCAAAGGAGGGCUUUCAGGCGGCGUUUUCGGACGUCGCCAGCGCCUCCGGAUCCCGAAGGAAGGAGAGAGGGCCCGGCUGGGAAAUGGGCACCAAAUCUGACCAGCUGCUGGUUGUGGUUUCUAUCCUGGAAGGACGUUAUUUUCCCAAACGUCCAAAGCAUAUGCUGGUGGUAGAGGCAAAAUUUGAUGGUGAACAUUUAUCUACUGACCCAGUACAACAUAGUGAUCAACCUGAAUUUGCCACAGAAUUAGCUUGGGAACUUGACAGAAAGGCACUUCACCAGCACAGAUUACAACGUACUCCUAUUAAGCUACAAUGCUUUGCUGUGGAUUCUUCAACUGCAGCAAAGGAAACUAUAGGUUAUGUUAUACUUGAUUUAAGAACUGCUCAGGAGAAGAAACAGCCACCAAAAUGGUAUCCUUUACUCAGCAACAAAUACACCAAAUUUAAAUCUGAAGUACAACUAAGUCUGACAUUAGAGACUGAUACCAAAGCAACUGUGGAUGGUUUUAAAGCUAAGGAGGCACCCCCCAGAGCCAUGACAGUACCUCUGAAACUCCCUGGAUUGGACCCAAAAAAUCUUGUAGCAGUGCUGAAUGAAGAAGGAUAUCAUCAAAUUGGACCGGCAGAAUACUGCAGAGACUACUUCAUUUUGUCUGUUACUGUUGCAUUCGCCACACGAUUAGAACAGCUAAUACCAACCACAAUGAAACUUCCAGAACGGCAGCCUGAAUUUUUCUUUUACUAUUCACUACUGGGCAAUGAUGUUACCAAUGAAACAUUCACUAACUUGAUGAAUCCAAACUUUGAGCCAGAGAGAGCAUCUGUUCGAAUACGCAGCAGUAUUGAAGUUUUAAGAGCAUAUUUGCUAGCUCAUUCAAAGUUGCAGAUCCAUCUUUGCUGUGGAAAUCAGUCUCUUGGAAGCACUGAGGUACUUCUAGCUGGCUUGCUGAAGAAGGGAAAUGUAGAAAUCCAGCAACAUCCAGUAACUAUUGAAGGAGCAUUCAUUCUUGUUCCACCCAACAGAACCCGGCAAAGACUGCCCCCAUUGCCUUUGGAUACGGCACCCACUGUCGGGGUAUCAGUAUCUCUACAAAAGGAUAGCAGAGUUUCACAGCCUACAAUCCACACAGUUUCAAGGGCUGACUCUGAAACUGUAAAAAGGGCUUUGUCUCCUACACAAGAUAAAGAAAAGAGACCUGAACACACUUCCCAUAAUGCACUACCUCAGAUUCAUCAUUCUCCUCCUGUAAAAGAGGAUUCAACUGAAAGUGAAGUGGAAAGUCUUCAGUAUGACAAGAAUCCAAAGCCAGAGAAGAAAGGGUUGAAUACCCAAAUACCUGUUUCCCAGAGUCAACACAUCAGUAGUUCUGAAUCUACUGCAGCACCAAAAGUUGCUGUUCCAACAGCUGCCCAUCAUUUCUGCUUCUCACUAGACCUAAGAACUAUCCACAGUUUGGAUACUGGGUUUCCAGUCAAUUGCAUGUUAAGGUACUCAUAUCCAUUUUUUGGCAGUGCAGCCCCUAUUAUGACAAACCCUCCUGUGGAAGUAAGAAAAAACAUGGAGGUGUUUCUUCCCCAGUCCUAUUGUGCAUUUGAUUUUGCAACGAUGCCUCAUCAGCUUCAGGAUACUUUUUUCAGGUUACCAUUACUGGUGGAGCUGUGGCACAAAGAUAAAACAACAAAAGACUUGCUUCUAGGAGUUGCAAGACUCCAACUUUCAAAUGUUUUGGCCAUGGAAAAAACCCGUUUUCUAGGUGCUAAUGGGGAGCAGUGCUGGCGUCAGACUUUCAGUGAAACAAUCCCUAUAACAGCAGCACAAGGGCCAAGCAACAAGAUUGCAGAUCUUUCAUACACAGUGACUCUAGAAGAUUAUGGGCUUGUGAAAAUGCAUGAGGUUCUGGUGUCUGAUUCUUCUUGUUCUUUAGGUAAGGAUGAGCCAACGCUAGUUCCUCCACCUCAGCCACGUAAUGUUGCUGAAGCCCAGCCAGAGCCACGAGAAACUCUAGAAUAUAAAGCAGCGCUUGAACUGGAAAUGUGGAAAGAGCUACAAGAAGAUCUUUUUGAAAAUCAGCUGAAGAAGAAGGAGUUGGCUCAUAUGCAGACUCUUGCUGAAGAGUGGAGAAAAAGGGAUCGAGAAAGGGAAGCACUGGUAAAGAAAAAAGUUGCAGAAUAUACAGUUUUGGAAGAAAAGCUUCAAAAAACUUUGACUGAUUUAGAGAAACGUGAAAAACAACUUGUCAGUGCUGAAACUGAGCUCCAAAGAUUAAAGAAAGACCUGCUAGCAGAGCAUGAACGAAAUUGCCAGGAGCUUCAAGAUACAAUUAGACGCAUCAAAGAAGAGUGUGCCCAUCAGGUUGAACUGGAGAGAUCAAAGAUCAGGCAGUUGGAAGAGGACAAAGUUCAUUUUCAUCAACAACUGAAUGAAGCAGAAAGCAAAUUUAAGGCUCUGGAGAAAGAGUUUCAGCAAUACAAGGAACAGCAGAGCACUAAACCAGAAAUCCGACUGCAAUCAGAAAUAAGCAUUUUAACAUUAGAAAAGGGAGACCUUGAAAGGAAGUUAGAAUCAGCCACUAAGGCAAAGCUACAUUACAAGCAACAGUGGGGACGAGCUCUGAAGGAACUAGCAAGACUGAAACAGCGUGAGCAAGAGAGUGCGAUGGCCCGUCUUAAAAAACAGCAGCAAGAACUUGAGCACAUGAGACUUCGGUACCUGGCAGCUGAAGAGAAAGAACUGGGAAAGGCACAACGGCAAGAGCUAGAGGAUAUCAGAAAUGAGCUGAACAGGUUAAAACAAGAGGAAGACAAAAAGCAGUCCCAAGAUACUCAAGAUGUUUUGGGGAUGCAGCUGCAAAAUUCUCACAUAAGGCAAGCGGAUGAGAGUUUAGAUGACUAUCUUGCUCGUCUGAUAGAGGAAAGGGAUACCUUAUUGAGAACCGGUGUGUAUAAUCAUGAAGACCACAUUGUAAGUGAGCUUGAUCGUCAAAUUAGCGAAGUCCUUGCUAAAAGAAGCAGAAGCAAGUAGCAGAACUUGCUGAACUGAAUCUUCUUUAUAUUUUUUAUGACAAGGAUGCAUACUUUAAUGAAUUAUUACAUUGUUCUGGAUUCUGGAGGAUUUGCACACAUGCUCUGCUUUUAUCUCCCAAAGCAUCCUACGACAUAAACAUAAACCUAUUCUAUUUUCAGGAAAAGCAUGGACUGUAUUUUUAAGAUUAGUUUGUAAAUAUUUCACUAUUUAUUUUUAUAGGUGGUUGACUACAUUUCCCCAUCCUGUUGACACAGCUUGUUUUAUUUAUAGAAGAUUUCUAAAUUUCAGUUCUAUAUUUCUGUUCAAUUUCUGAUUGCUUGUUUUAUAAGUAUUUCUGUCCUUGAUUGUUUUUAUACAUUUGUAUCAAACCGGCAUACCAAUAAAAUUGCACUAAGAAAA